UGGUUGUUGGUUGGGAACGACGACCAAGGCUGUUGUGCUAUGUUUCGAUUUUACUGUUUUAAAAGCUUGUGUAAUUAAGAAUUAUUCGAUACAGUGUUGAUUUUCAUGUUGUUCCUUGUUUCUUUUUGCCGUUAUGAAUCAAUACAUUAAAAUGUUGGAAUGUUGGAAAAUUGUAAGAACAGAGGUUGCAGUAGAGUUAUUUGUGUCUUCUUAUAUAAUUAUGCUUUAGUGCUUUAUAUUUAGAAUCAUUUAUUCACUCAAGCAUUGAGUACUUAAUGGAUCAAGGUCAAAAUAAUAUAUAGCAAAUUAAUUGUUGCGUGGUUAAAGCACCACCUAAACUCAAAGCAUUUUAGUUGGAGGAUGCUGCUAUCUGGAGCGGUGGCAGUGUGCCAACAUGCACGACGUGUGGUUCAGCUACUGAAACUAUAUAUGUCAUGUGCUUUUCACCUGUGAAAAAAGCCAAGCCAGGCAUGGGAAUUAUCCAAUGUACCGGUGUGGCUUCAUCACAUUCUUUUCGAUCGAAGCUCAAGCUCAUUGACCUUCUGAUCUGGGGGCUUUCUUUGUUUUGGUGAUGCCUCAGUAGGAAGCUCAUUCACAAUGCCUACUGGCUUGUGGUUUCAUUUAAUUUCUCUGUUCUUUUUUACAGGCUCAUGCUUUCACCUCAUUCUCAAGAAACUUACAUUCUCAAGAGGCACCGAGAAGCUUCACGCUAAGGUAAAAUACAUAACCUCUUAAUAGAUUGUUACAAAAGUUAUAGAAAGAUUGAAUCUUUGGUUCUGUUAUGGACAUGGUGAUGAUUAAGGUAGGUAGGUAUAAGAGCCCUGAUGAACAUCCUUUCUUCCCUGACGAUUUGCCAGAGCCUAUGUUGCCUCCUCUCCAGUACCCUAAGGUUUUGCAUUGUGCUGCUGAUUCGAUCAACAUAAACAAUAAGAUAUGGAACAUGUACUUCAGAGACCUUGUGCCAAGACUAGUGAAGAAAGGUGAUGAUGGUAACUACGGAUCAACAGCUGUCUGUGAUGCUAUCUGCCUUCAGUCUCUUUCAAAGAGGAUCCAUUACGGUAAAUUUGUUGCUGAGGCCAAGUUCCAAGCAUCACCUGAGGCAUACGAUCUGCCAUCAAAGCACAAGUACUGUCCACUUCUCAAAGUUUAAGGAGAUUAUAUAUGUGUGUCUUUGUUUGCAUUUCUUACCUUUAAAUUUGCAAUGGGUUGCUGGAUAAGGAUGCGUUGAUGGAUAUGCUUACAUUUUUGACUGUGGAGGAGGCGAUAAAGAAGAGGGUUGAGAUCAAGACUAGAGCAUACGGGCAAGAAGUGAAAGUGGGGAUGGAGGAGAAGGAAGAAGAAGAGUCUCAAGUUUACAAAAUCAGCCCGGUCUUGGUGGGGCAUUUGUAUGGAGAUUGGAUCAUGCCAUUGACAAAAGAAGUUCUUUUUUUUUUUUUUUGAUCAAAUACAAAAGAAGUUCAAUUGGAGUAUUUUCUUAGAAGACUAGACUGAAAAAAAAAGAAUGGCUUUGGUAGUAUAGGGUGGUAAUGUUUUUUUUUGUUUUUAACUCACUAGUGUUCCAUGUUUGUUUCUACUUUAGAAAGAAAAUUGCCAGUGGUCUGUUUAUGUACACUGGACACAUUACAUUCUCCCAUUUGUGUAAUCAGAGCGAUGACUAUUGUCUAUUUGGUGAUAAUGAUGGUUGGAUAUAUAUUUAAUUUAAACGUAAAUAAAUGAACAAUGAUACAUGUAAAAUGUCAUGAAGCCUUUUAUUGUUAGUUGUUACUAGUAGAUAGGCAUAUGAAGCUUCUUGGGUUCCAUCUACUCGUUUAACCCCUUAUUAAGUCUUUGUUUACGUGAGCAAGUAGUCUUUGAGUAAGUAGUGCUCUUUAGUUGAGCUCCAACCCGUUUUUUUUUUCCCCAAAACUAUAUAAUUCUGAUGAUUAUGGGUUUUCAUUAUCUUAUGUGAGUAAGUACAUUUUAAGUGAAGUUAUGAGGAAUGUUAUCAUAGAAUUGAAUUCUCUGGAGGUCAUAAGUUUGUAGUCUUCUUGUGCUAUCAUAAUUGAUAAUGUCAGUAAGCGACAUUUAACCAAAUAAUCACAAAAGACUUUUGUGAACGGCAAACCGGUAAAACGAGCAAAGCAAAGAAAACUUAAGAUCUUGUUCAUUAUAUAUAAAUUGAAACCAAAACGAACUUUUCUUGUUUUCACCAAUGAAAAAAUAGACUUAUCAUUCUAAAAUCUAUCAAGUUGUAAAGAUAAUUUGAUACCUAGUUCGUCAGAGUUGGUACGCAAUCAAUAUAUAAUAGCAACCCCAUUUUAUCUAACGAUGAUGUCAACAUUUUCUUAUAGGAAAAUAAAAACUAAGUCUAACCGUGAAGUUUAUUCUUAAUCUUCAGAUUUUAUUUAAGAUCGAUAACAUAGUUUCACUAAACAAAAGAUGUGUUCAAUAGUUAUAUCUUUUCAAAAACUUAGGCAUUGAACCCUUUCAUUGAAUCUUCUCAUAAUAGAAAAGUUGUAUAUUCAAAAGUUUAACCAUUAAACUCUCUCAUAAUACAAAGUUUACAAACCUUUUAGAAAUUCAUUCAUUUAAGCAUGUUUAUUUAUUGAAAAGUUGUAUCUUUUCAAUAAAUUAAUCACUGAACCUUUUCACUGAACCAUUUAUAACUAAAAAGUUUAUAUUUUUAGAAGAUUAACUAUUGAACCUUUAACAAAUUUAUCUAACAAUCACUUAAAAACUUUUUUUUUACUUGGCACCUUUUGGCAUCCUAAAUUGUGACAUUUCCCAAACAAUUUAUCUAACAAUUGUUUCUAUAAUCUAGAAUUUAGUAUGCAACCUUUUUUAACAACUGUUUUAUUUAAAUAAAACAUAAAGUUACAAUAAAAGUAUCUAUAUAUAAUAGAAAUACAACAUAAUGCAAAGUUAAAAUUAGAAAACAUUACAACUCAAAUUUAAGUUCUUCUGAACCAUCUAGCUUGAUAACUGAAUGCCAAUUUUGUUACUCUUAUAGUAUUUUUUCUUAGGGUGACCAUUAAGUUACUCACAACUCAACUUUAAUUAAUUUCCAAGUUUUUUCUUAGCAUUGAGAUAAAAGUAAGGAAAACAUGUGGAAAGAAGAUAAUUUAAGCGAAUAUAUGUACAACUGAUGAUUUGAUGAAAAGAAAUGAUCUACACAUAUGUUUCUUGUGAGUUGUGAAAAAAAUAUAUAAAAUGUAACGUAAACAGAAUCAUCGGGAAUAUUUUCUUUCAAUAUUAUAUGAGAUUCUGAAAGAUUAUCUUGCUGUCGAUCGGUAUGGCUAGAAGAAAAUUUAGAAAAUAAUUAAAAUCACUUGCAAGAGCAUCAAUCCAGAUAAGCAAUAAUCUUAGUCAAAGCUUGAAUACCGAGUAAAAAAUAUCUAUUUUACUUUGAAUGUGCAAACUCCCACCGACUAUACGUCUCCGAUUCUAUAAAUUGGACUCAAACUUUUAAAGACGAGCAUGUCAAAAUUCACAACGUAACACUGCAAAGCUAAAAGGAGAGGCAAAAUGUCGUUUAUAUGUUCUGGUAAAUACUUUUUGUUAUAUGUUGAUGUUUCAGUUACAACGUUCAAAAAAUUUCAUUUACCGAGAUACGACCUGAGAAACAUGGUUUGGGGGGGCAUAUUGUUUUAAUUAAUUCCAUGGAAAUCUUGUGAUGGACAUUGAUCUCUAAAAUGUCAAAUGUAAAUUACUAACCAAUCUAUCUACUGUGGUCGCUUUGAGUGCGUGCAGGGAAGACCUCAUGGCCGGAGCUUAUGGGAACAAAGGGAGACUAUGCGGCUUCUGUGAUCGAACGUGAGAACCCGGAAGUCACAGCAGCCGUGAUUGUAGUUCAAACUCCGGUGCCUUUUGAGUAUAACAUCAGUCAUCAGGUGCAACCGGGUCUGGGUCUGGGUUGAUAAAAAAGUUGAUGGUACCGUCGUUGUAGUCCCUAUCGUCGGUUAGACUUGUAUACGGACCACGCUGUGUUACUAUGUCAAUUUAAUAUGAAUAAAAUAAAAGAACUAUGUACAAUGCAUAGUUGAUUGUUGGUUGGUUAUGAUGUAGUUUUCUCGUUUGCGUGGACAAUUUCUGUUUUCGUUACCCGAACGGUUACUGAUGUCUAAAGUUAUAAAUAAAUAUUUGUAUAACCUAAUGGUUGCAAUUGAAUAAAAUUCAUAUCCUACUUAUUAGUUAUUACUGUUGUGGAAUCCAAGAGAUAAGUUGUUGUAUAUUUGGAAAGGUCGUUCAGUUACUGUCUGAAGCAGACACUGUUGCUUGAAAAGAAUCACAAAGUUCAAGUAGUACAGGUAUACAAUAUUCCUACAAAAGUAAACUGAAACUUUCCCUUAUUAUAUCAGUUAUGUGGAUGAGAUGUGCUAUGACCUCAUACGGUUUAGAUAUCAAUCAGUAUCGACAUCCAAUGUAAAAAGGUUACUAAAAAUGUGCACUGGGUGGGUGAAACAUAAUGCUAAAAACAGAGAGACUCGUACGUACAAAUGACAAUAAAGGUUUGGCUGUCUCAUCAACUUAUAUUUGUUAGACGAAGUCUAAGUUUCUUCUAUGUUAAUCAAUCACUGUCUGUAACUAUCCUUGAAAUGAGUCUACAACUACUUCUGAUCUCAUUGACUAAGAUUUUUUUUUUUUUUUUUUGAUCAAAUGACUAAGAUUUUCAUAUCAUGAAGAAUGUGGGGAAUGUUUAUUGCCACAACUUUCAAGCUAGACUUGUGAAAAGCUUCUUGGGUUCCAUCUAUUUAUAUUCCUUUAUUUCUUUUUUAAGUUUUGUUAGGUAAAUUUUUUUUUCCACUACAUUAAACAUGACUGGCCACUUGAAUAUGAACGACCAACCGGUACAACGAGCAAGCAAGAAAAUGAAAAGUAUCUUUCUAUAAUGUAAAAUUGAAACAAAGUUCACCAAAACAGACUUAAUAAUGGUUUUCCCAGUUGAAAAAAAGGAGAUCAAUUGAAAUGCUAUUGAUCACUUGUAAAUGAAUAUUCUGAGCUAGCUGAUAAAACGAACCUACAAGCCUUUUGUUUUCUGGAAGAUUUAGAACAAAGGGUGUGCAGACAAAGAUUUUUUUUUACCAUUGUAGUUGAACUUUAAAUGAAAAUGUAGCAAAGCAGAAACUUGAGAGACUCGAUCUUGAAACACAAAAAUUGAAAAAAAAACAACAAAACAAAAUCUUUCCAGAGAUGGAAAUGUAGAGCAAGAACGACUCUGCUUCAACAGCCUAAAGAUAAGGAAACAGCAAAGCAGAGACAAAAGGCCCUAU
Molecule: messenger RNA, 5249 nt
Organism: Brassica rapa (field mustard)
Lineage: Eukaryota; Viridiplantae; Streptophyta; Magnoliopsida; Brassicales; Brassicaceae
Product: chorismate mutase 1, chloroplastic
Biological process (GO): aromatic amino acid biosynthetic process; chorismate metabolic process
Cellular component (GO): cytoplasm
Molecular function (GO): chorismate mutase activity
Source: RefSeq, a predicted model, not a curated record